AUGUCGGACUCCCUGCUGCAAUCACCUGGCGGUCGGCCGGGGGUCAGCCGCUUUGCGGCCGGCGCGGCCAACCUCCCACCCUCGGCCGGCCUGGCGGAUGGGCACUUCUCGCCGAAUCCCCCGUCAGCCCUGCUGAGACAGGCUACUGACCGGGCGCCCCGGCCGGCCCCCGGUGGGUCGUCCUUCUGGCGCAUGGCCGGGGCGUCUCCCGGUCCCGGGGAGUCGAUUCUCGCGUCACCCUCGCUGUCCUCCUUGCAGGGGGCCCCGCCGACGCCGUUGGUGUCGGCUGCCGCCACCCCGUCCCCCGGCGGCUCGAGCCCCCUGCGCUCGGGCGCCGGGUCCGGCGCCGCCGGGCGCCUCUUUCUCCCGGGCAGUAGUUUGUCGCUGGAGGAUUUGGCCGGGCGUCCGGCGGUGUCGGUCCACACGCAGCGCGCCCCGCAAGCGCCUCUCCAUCCGUACUCGCUUGGGCUGCGCGCACACCGGGGCCCCAGUGCACAGGGCCGUGGCGUUGUCCCGGCGGCCAUCCCCCCGGCCGGUGGCCAUCCCUUUGCCCAGCCGAUCGACGCCUACCACCCGCCCUAUUUGACCGGCGCCAUGGAGCCGCCCUUCCCCAUGCCAAGCUCGGGCACCGGGGCCGAUGAAAAGAAGCCCAGCCAAACGCCGGGCAAGCGUCGGACCACCCCGCCGCAUCUUGGCCCCGAGGUCCCGGCCACCCCGGCGCCCGGGGUCGAGGCAUCUGCCCGCAAGCCCCCCCGUGGCGGGUCUGUGCCCUUCUCCAACUUCGGCAUGACCCCCGGACCUGCAUCGAAGACCUUUGACAGCGGUCGCGAUGUGCUGGCAACUCCGCGUCCGCGCGAUGCCGGGCCGCGGGCCAAGCCAUCCGGUCCCGGAGCCCGGCUCCCCUUGAUGAAUAGCUUUGAGCUAACGCACUCGCCCAGCGACGACCGGUCCGACAUUGAGACCCCGACGCUGCAGGCCCGGCGACGGGCGUACGCCGCCACGCCGCUGGUGGACCCCCCUGCCCAGGAGGAUGUCCCUCCGCCACGGUGUUCCUUGGAGGAUGCGACCCCGGGCACGCGGCUGAGCCUGCGCGCACCGCCGGCCGUCGGCCAUGUGCCGGUCCUGGCUUUUGCGGCGUCCUCGUCGUCCGCGACAUCGGCCCCCGGCGGAUCGGGCUUCCCCUCGCCGGGGCACUCGCCGCCGGGACCGGGGCAUUCGUCUCCGGGUGCCGGGGCGCCGGGCAGCCCGGCCGUCGGGGCCUCCCCAACCGCCGCCACCGGGCUCACUCCGUCCGCCGGCGCCACCGGCCCCGGGUCUUCACUCCUCCCGGGAGACGCCUCGCCCCCGGUCAGUAGCCCCGGUUCGCCCAGCCUGCCGCCGGUCUUCUCGUCGACGGCCCUGUCGUACAAUGGCCGUGCCCUUCCCCAGUAUGGCAGCCGGCAGAAGCGCGCCCCCGGCGUCCCCCUCAGCGUGCGGGUCAUCCCGGUGGAGUCGCUCCUGAGCAAGGACCUUGUAGCGUCGAUGGCUGCCGACCUGACCCCGGCUACUGCUGCUCCCACCGCCACUGCUCCCCAUACCGCGGGUGUGGUUAGCCUCGGGUCGGCCAUUGUGGCCGAGCUCCGGUCCCUGUGCAGCCUGUCCAUCUUCGCCAGUCGCCAGGAUUCCGGUGCUGCGAUUGAAGGGCAGUGUCCGGUUCGCGCGCCGUUUUCCUACAUCGCACGGCUGCGGAGGUUCCUCUUCGGCGGUGCGGGCUAG
Fonticula alba is the source of this 1755-nucleotide messenger RNA. RefSeq lists its product as hypothetical. The transcript is spliced from 4 exons. The coding region runs from base 1 to 1755 and encodes 584 amino acids. NCBI's taxonomy places the organism in Eukaryota, Rotosphaerida, Fonticulaceae. The record is from RefSeq and is a predicted model, not a curated record.